GAUGCUAGAAAAAACCUAAAUUUAUAAGCAACCAAACCAACAAACCUCCACGUCUCAGCGUCGGCGCGCAGCCAUGACUGCUCCGAGGACGCUACCGCCGCCCACGGCGUGGCCUGUGGCGAGGAGCCCCCCGCGCCGCCACCCGCCUCCGCCGCGCCACCAUCUCCAUCGGCAGCAGCUGCAGCACAAGCAGCAGGGCGAACCGUCCGUGUUGGGCGUCGGUCUCCCGAGCGCCUGGCUCUCGCACCGCACCCCCGUCCUCGGCCUCCGCUCCUGGGUCCUCGUCGCCGCCGGCGCCGCGGCGGCCGUUCUCGCUCUUCUCUGCCUCGCCGUUUGCCUCUGCCGCCGGUGCCGGCGCCGCCCGCGCCUCGCCCCGUGCCCGCACCGCCCCGGCGCCAGUAAGUCCCUCAAGCACCGGGUGCAUGCGCAUCAGGCAAUGACAAUGCCGGCCAAGGACAUCGAAGAGGCCGCCGCUCGCUGGCGCCCGCCGCCGUUCGAGCCGCCGGUCGAGUACAUCAAGGAGGAGCAGACGGCCCCGCUGAUCCUGGUGGAGCAAUCCGCGAGGACCAGCGGCGAGACAGCGACGAGCAGCGGCGACGGUGGGAGCACCGAGAGCGGCGGCGGCAGCUAUGAAGCGGAGCCCGAGGCGGCGCGGCGCGGGUGGGGCCGGCGUUACACGCGCCGGGAGAUGGAGAAGGCCACGGGUGGUCUCGCCGACGGGAACGUGAUCGGGGAGGGCAGCUACGGCGUCGUCUACAGGGGCGUGCUCCGGGACAACACCGCCGUCGCCAUAAAAAACCUCCACAACAACAGGGGCCAGGCCGAGAAAGAUUUCAGGAUGGAGGUUGCGACGAUCGGAAGGGUUCGGCACAAGAAUCUUGUCAGUUUGCUCGGCUACUGCAGCGAGGGAGCUUGCAGGAUGCUUGUCUACCAGUACAUGGAGAACAGUAAUCUGGAUAAGUGGUUGCACCAUGAUGACAGCGAAAUCAGUCCUCUGACCUGGGAUAUCAGGAUGCACGUACUUCUUGGAACUGCUAAAGGGUUGGCCUACCUUCACGAAGGAUUGGAGCCCAAAAUCGUUCACCGUGACAUCAAAUCCAGCAACAUUCUUCUUGACCGGCACUGGAACGCCAAGGUGUCUGAUUUCGGCCUCGCCAAGCUUCUGUGCUCGGAGAAAUCCUAUGUCGCCACUCGUGUCAUGGGAACAUUCGGGUAUGUGGCACCUGAAUACGCAAGAACUGGGAUGCUGAACGAGAGAAGCGACGUUUACAGCUUCGGAGUGCUCGUCAUGGAGAUCAUCACGGGCAGGUCUCCUGUGGACUACACCAGGCCGACUGAUGAGGUGAACCUGGUUGAAUGGCUGAAGCGCAUGGUCGCCGAGAAGAGGGUGGAGGAGGUGCUGGACCCCAGGCUGCCGGAGCGGCCGCCGUCCAAGGUGCUGAAGCGGGUGGUCCUUGCCGCGCUCCGGUGCGUCGACCCUGACGGCGGCCAAAGACCCACGAUGGCGCAUGUGGUCCAUAUGCUGGAAGACGACCUGAUAUCGAGAGACGAGCUCAAGCUUGCCCGGGAUUUAUCUCCCCAGGCGUCAAGCAGUUACGAACGCUAAUAGUACAGGUGAUGAAAUCAUGAAAGGCCAUGUGUGGCAGAGAAGCAGGAUACCGUUAUAUCACAACGUUUUUUUUUUUUUGUACAAGUCGAUCUCUGAUCUUCUGUGAUCGUAUGACAGCCAUGGUAAAAACAAUAAUCAUACAAGCAUGGUGAUCUCGACACACAAUCCCUGACACCAGCUUGUACUGAGCACCUCCUUUUGAAGAUUUAACCUAACAAAAGUGCAUUUUGUCUUGCCC
Messenger RNA from Phragmites australis (common reed), 1847 nucleotides. RefSeq names its product probable serine/threonine-protein kinase At1g01540. Gene Ontology annotation, molecular function: protein kinase activity; ATP binding. Gene Ontology annotation, biological process: protein phosphorylation. The transcript has 7 exons. Bases 74 to 1606 code for a protein of 510 amino acids. NCBI's taxonomy places the organism in Eukaryota, Viridiplantae, Streptophyta, Magnoliopsida, Poales, Poaceae. The record is from RefSeq and is a predicted model, not a curated record.